Cydia strobilella is the source of this 3638-nucleotide messenger RNA. RefSeq names its product protein dj-1beta-like (gene BmDJ-1beta). NCBI's taxonomy places the organism in Eukaryota, Metazoa, Arthropoda, Insecta, Lepidoptera, Tortricidae. The transcript is spliced from 6 exons. Gene Ontology annotation, cellular component: nucleus; cytoplasm; mitochondrion. The record is from RefSeq and is a predicted model, not a curated record. Gene Ontology annotation, biological process: glyoxal metabolic process; response to oxidative stress; glycolate biosynthetic process. Bases 69 to 758 code for a protein of 229 amino acids.
CAUAUCGCCAAAGCCUGACCGGCAUAUUUUUGCUUUGACCUUUAAAAAGUUACAACUGUCAAAUAUUAAUGCAUUUAGCCCGGAAAGUUCUUAUGCAAACAUCACCUGUUUUAACAAAUUUUGUGGCAAAUAAGCGAGCAACUAUUAUUUCAAGUGGAUUUAGCAACUUCGAGAAAAGGUUUCACAACAUGUCCAAGACAGCCCUAGUGAUUCUGGCGCAGGGAGCCGAGGAGAUGGAAACCGUCAUCACAGUUGACAUGCUCAGGCGGAGCGGUGUGACCGUCACAAUGGCCGGUCUUGACGGGAGCGCCCCAGUGCUGUGCUCCCGCCAAGUGACCCUGGUCCCCGAUAAGGCUUUGGCUGAUGCUUUGGCCGACACACCUCAGUAUGAUGCGGUGAUCCUUCCCGGAGGUCUCGAAGGGUCGGAGCGUCUGUCCAAGUCGUCCGUCGUGGGUACCCUGCUGAAGGAACACGAGAAAGCGGGCAAAAUCGUCGCUGCUAUCUGCGCCGCUCCAACUGCGUUCGUAGCUCACGGCAUCGGUCACGGCAAGCGCGUCACGUCAUACCCCACUACUAAAGACAAGAUCACCGGUGACUACACCUAUGUGGAGGGGGAGAGGGUGGUCGUUGACGGCAAUGUGGUUACUAGCAGGGGUCCCGGGACAGCGUACUGGUUUGGUCUUUCUCUCAUCCAGCUGCUGGUUGGCAAAGAGAAGGCGGACCAAGUGGAAAAAGGAAUGGUCAUCAGCUCAUACUAAAAGCAUAAUUUGUGACUUUUCAACCAAAAGGUACCAGAUUGUCGCUUGUCGAUAAGGUUGAUUUCUAAUUGAAGCUGUAUGGAAAUAGCGCCUUACUGACAAGCGACAAUAAGUACCCUUUUGAUUGUGAAUGGCACAUUUAUGGUUACCGCAGCGUAAGGAGAGGCCACAUACAUACUCGUAGGGUCUCUAUAGUUUCCCAUAAAGUUUUAAGUCAUAAAUGUAAACAAACCUAACCUAACCUAUCUAUCGGAUAACCUUAGGAAAAUCCUAAAAAGUUAACGGUUUCAGAAUUAUAAUUAUGGGGUAUAUGUUGGGUCGCAUAACAAUUGAUUGUCCUAAUGUGUUCGUUGAUCGGGUCGCCACUUUCCCGAAUGAAGGUUGAGGGAGACGAUGGCUGAGAUACGCGUCAUACUCGUGAACGGGUGCUGUUUGUGGAGACCGGUCUGUUUAAGUUUACACGGGCUUCAUUUUACCUAUGUAACUUUACUUUUGAGUGGCAUUAAGAGCCCUUAUUCCCUGGAGCGUUUAUCGAUUUCACGAAAUAACACUCAAUAGAUGGCGUUGACGCGCGGUACGCGAGCGCCGGCAACUAUAACGCGUUUUGAACGCAGAGAAGAAUAAUCUUGAUCUUUGUCUAUUUCAACAGCAAGUAACAUUAUUUUUAUUGUUAUAGCCCCUCUUUUAUUUUAUUUUAUAUGCAUGGUAGUAGUAAUUUCAGUUUAUUAUGUUAAGAACAUAUACAUACUUGUACCCAGAGAUGACCAGGGUGCCUAGCCAAGAUGCCAACCGUUUAGGUACUUAUAGUUUACAUUAAAACCAAAUCUGCAGCUGGCCUCUGAAAUGGGUAAUAGAAACGCGAUCCGUAUGUCUUUCAUUUUCCAAAUGACCAGGGUGCCUAGCCAAGAUGCCAACCGUUUAUGCUCCGUAGCAAACGAAACGUAACUGUCUCUGCCGCACUAAUAUUGAAGAGUGCAAAACGCAUCUGCAAAACGAAACACAUACGGAACGCGUUUCUAUUACCCAUUACAGUGGCCAGCCAUAGAUUUGGUUUUAACGUAAACUAUAAUAGGUACCUAAACCUGGGUGCCUAGCCAAGAUGCCAGUCGUUCGUUCCGCAGCGAACGAUAGGGUAAUCUCUCUCUAUCACUCUUCCAUAUUAGUGCGACAGAGACGGUUUCGUUUCGUUCGCUACGGAGCGUAAACAGUUGGCAUCUUGGCUAGGCACCCUGGUCAUCUGCAAAGCGAAACACAUACAGAACGCGUUUCUAUUACCCAUUACAGUGGCCAGCUAUAGAUUUGGUUUUAAUGUAAACUAUAGGUACCUUAACCUGGGUGCCUAGCCAAGAUGCCAGUCAUUCGUUCCGCAGCGAACGAUAGGGUAAUCGCUCUCUAUCACUCUUGCAUAUUAGUGCGACAGAGACGGUUGCGUUUCGUUCGCUACGGAGCGUAAACAGUUGGCAUCUUGGCUAGGCACCCUGGUCAUCUGCAAAGCGAAAUACAUACGGAACGCGUUUCUACUACCCAUUCAGAGGCCAGCUACAGAUUUGGUUUUAAUGUAGACUAUAGGUACCUAAACGGUUGGCAUUUUGGCUAGGAACCCUGGUCAUCUGGAAAGCGAAAGACAUAAGGAACGCGUUUCUACUACCCAUUUUAGAGGCCAGCUACAGAUUUGGUUUUAAUGUAAAUUAUAUUAUAGAUACCUAAACGGUUGGCAUCUUGGCUAGGCACCUUGGUCAUCUGGAAAGGGAAAGACAUACGGAACCCGUUUCUACUACCCAUUCAGAGGCCAGCUACAGAUUUGGUUUUAAUGAAAACUAUAGGUACCUAAACGGUUGGCAUCUUGGCUAGGCACCCUGGUCAUCUAGAAAGCGAAAGAUACAAGGAACGCGUUCCUACGACCCAUUUUAGAGGCCAGCUACAGGUUUGGUUUUAAUGUAAACUAUAUUCUAGGUACCUAAACGGUUGGCAUCUUGGCUAGGCACCUUGGUCAUCUGGAAAGGGAAACACAUACGGAACCCGUUUCUACUACCCAUUCAGAGGCCAGCUACAGAUUUGGUUUUAAUGUAAACUAUAGGUACCUAAACGGUUGGCAUCUUGGCUAGGCACCCCUGAACAGACCCGAUCACCUAGGCGAAAAAAUUUAAUAUUUGUGCUAUAAAAUGUACCUAUGAUUACAUUGAUCACCUAAGGAUCAAGAUUUUCUAAUCGCAGUAUACACCACUUCUCGGAACUAGCUCGUUGAUUACGAACGAAACAAACGCCUGACGAUCGAGCGCAGGUCCGUCCCCUAAGCGCGCCCGGCGGAGACUGAGCGCGCAGUGUCGGUGCAGCGUGAUUUAUACGUCUUUUAAAAAUAUUUAAAUUUACGGUAAAAUAGGUCCUAUAGUUAUGAUUAUUUUUUGAUGGGUACACAUAAAGUUAGAGUUUGCUAUAAUAUUAUUUUGAGGGCAAAAUAUAAGUACAAUUUGCGAUAAAAAAAUAUAAUGCGACCCUGUUUUCACCGAAAAAAUGAAGAAAACUCGGAAGGUAUUUUAUCAAUUUUCUUAAAUGAAUCUUUGAUUUUCAAUCAUUUUAGCCCCUCGUCCAAGAUAUUGUAAUCAUUAAUGUACCAAAUGAUUCUUGUUUACUGCAAAAUUGGCAACCGAAACGACACCUUUCACUGCAAAUUUUGAAAAAUACUCCCAGGAAAACUCAUUUAUUUUAGGUUUAAAAAGAGAAAAUGCUAACUUUAAUUAUUUUAGCCGCUAGUUUAGGAAAUGAUUAUUUAAGAACGUUAACAGUUUUUGAAUAAAUACUAAUAGUUACGUCGUAAUGUUGAAUGAAAAAGGAAGCAUUUUGCAAAAUACGCUCGUUUGUAGGAAUAAGGCCUCUUAACGU